AUGCUAUCGGCGGUCAUCCGUCAAUUCUAUGCAGCUGCAUGAACAACUGGCUGGACCGGAAUGCCGUUCUUGUAGGAAUUGACCUCUCAUCGUUGUCCAGCGUGUCAAAAUCUGGAGCACCGAAUCAGCUGCUCAUAAACGCUAAGGUUGAAUGAGUUUAAAGUGAGGGGAAGCCCCCGAGCCCGUGCCUGGAAUACUAAACUGAGUUUCCCACUGCCCUGCCAUGGAGGUGCGCCUCCGGUCCGCCUUACCCGCCCGCCUGCACUCUACGUAAGCUUUCCAGGGGCGAGGGAGUUACUGUUCACCGAGCGUGCGUGCGCAAACUUGCUUUGCCGCUCCCCAGUUCCAGUUAUCUGGGACACUUUCCUUUGACUACCUUUUUCCCUCUUCCAUCACCCUCUACCCGCCAAACAAACCCGUCGCCAGCAGGUUUUGGAGAUUGAAGCCGUUUCUCUCCAAAGAUGCCACUGCCAAUCGCGGCCAAAGUCAGCAUAGCUGCUGUCGGCGUAGCUGCAGCCGUAGCUGUAGCUAUCUAUGAAAGCCCCGAGGUCCGCCGCGUAGCCGAGGACCUACGUAGACGCAUCGCCAUCGCCCUCCGCUCUCUCGGUGACGACUUCGACCCAGACAACCGACAGCCCCGUUUCAACCGCCCAGAAGACGCUCACGGAUUCUACGAAUCUCACAAUGUUGAUGCUGACGACGAAACGCGGAGGAGACAACGAGAGGAACUGAUGUAUUGGAACGCUCGCCGGAACGAACAACAGUCACAAUCGGCCGAAUCGCCCACUCCUCGCCUUCCUACCUUUGACGACUUCUUACGGCCUGACAACUCUGGUGAACGCGGUACUUUGGUUUACAACACUGGUGCCAACCCAGCGAAUGAUUCAAACAAUGUGGUUAGACGCCGUGGCAACCUCGAAGGCGUGCGCGGACUGAAUGCUGCAAUGGUUUACAACCCCUUUGCUGAUGAGCACGGUAUCGAAUUGGAAGAGCGCCCUCACAUCGACGAGACGGAAGCCGCCAAUUUGUUAAAGCCCGAUCAUGACGAAACCGUAUCCGAUAUCUAUGCCGCUACUCCCCGCACCCAGAGCCCUGAGCCCGCGCAAAAGGCUGUUGCUGCUACCAACCCUGAAGUUCUCUUUGAUUUCGACUCGCAAUCCAACGAUACCAGCCUCCGUGAUCAGUUUCCUGACGCCUAUGAGAAGACCGAGGAUGGGACUCACACUCCCACCACCCGCAGCGAGACCAUCGGCCGCGAGGAGGAGCAAGACAUGUCUGCCAGCUACAGCAGCACCCAGUCUGAUGCCUAUGCCUCGAUUCAGGCGUGGGCUCAGUCCAACACUGGGUUUUACUCGCCUCUGCCUGUUACGCCUGAACCACCGAUGUCUGAUGGGGAGUACCUCAGCCAAGGACAGAGAACGCCUAGCGAUGACACUGCCUCUAUCGCUGAAUCUGGCGUUGAUGUCAACUUUGAUGCUGCUUCCUCCAAGGAUGGGGACUAUGGCGUCAUGAGCGAUAGUGACGAUGGGAUCGCCACUCCUGGUAGCUGGUCCGAGGUUGGCAGUGUGAUUAGCGAGACUGAGAGCGUUGCUCGGGCUUAGAGGAGGCGCGGUUGAUGUGCUUGAUGAUGUUUAUACGGGGUCUAUGGAUGUAUACCCGCGAUACCACCGACCAUUUCUUCCUGUUUUGGGUUUGCAUUAUAUAUGUUUGGUGUUUUGGGCGUUGGGAACGGUUUUCAUAACAGGGAAAUGGGUUGUCAGGCUUGGGUGUUCUUGUUAGGGGUGACUAUAGGCCCGUGCUAUCUUUUUUGAGAAAUAUAGCAGAAUAUUGCCAAA
Messenger RNA from Podospora pseudocomata, 1835 nucleotides. RefSeq lists its product as uncharacterized. Bases 462 to 1601 code for a protein of 379 amino acids. Lineage: Eukaryota; Fungi; Ascomycota; Sordariomycetes; Sordariales; Podosporaceae. The record is from RefSeq and is a predicted model, not a curated record. The transcript is spliced from 2 exons.